CAAGGUUUCGUGAUUUUUCGCCAUAUCAAAUAACUAUUUUGCUCACAAAAAAAUACGUAAAGAAAAUUAUGCGCGUCUGUUUUCCCUGAAAUUGUGCAACCACGCCUAGUUUUUCAUUUGCAAAAUUUGCGACAUUUUUAAUUAACAUUUAUUCGUACUUUGUUUAUUGACAACGGCGCAAUAAUAUUACGUUUCAUUGCUUUAUAUACAUACAUAUGUAUGUUUGUGUAUAGCUUUGUACGUAUGUAAGCGAUGUGUUGAUGUUUUUAUUUUAUUCGAGGUAAUAGAAGUUGUUCUUGUUGCCGGUGCGCUGUUUACCCGGCAAAUAUUUUUGUGUGCCGCAUUAAUGACAACGAGGUAAAAAUAUAUACAUAUGUACGUCUAUAUGUCUAAUCCUCAACUCCUAGAACUGUGCAAACAUGGUAGUAUAAAUUGUGUGGAAUUCAAAGCUCAGAGAGAAAGUGAGAGCAUCGAAUGACACAGAGUGAAUGAGAGCGGUCUGAAGAAUUGCUGCUCCUUAAACGGCGCUCCCAAGUAUGUGUGGCUUUGUUGUGACCUCGCAAAGCAACAUAUUUUGACUGUCCUUCUGCCACCGACUGCACCUAGUCAUAAUCGCCUACGCGCCUAAACAAUUCUUUGUAACAGCGUUUUUUUUCUCGAAAUAGCCACCCUAAAAUGCUUAACAUAUGGAACGAGGGGUUUGUAUUCUUGGAAUAUCGCAGUGACAACUAAAACACGCACUGGUGUGCCAAUAUUGGGGGCACCAUGGUGUGCUUGCACCUUACAACGACGUCUUAAGAGCGCACAGAGCGAGUGUUCGCAAAAGCUAUACUCGAUUGCGACAGUUAACACGAAAGUGGUAGCAAGGUAUCCAACGUGCAUGCGCCAUAGGGAGAUGCAACGUUAAAAGAGAACUUGCUAUUUGGAAUUGAGAGCACGGUGGUGAGAGAGCGUGCUCCAAUGCCGAUUAUUUGCAAAUGAGCCAUAGAGACUACUAUUGAAUUCGGUAUUUUGGGCGCAGAGGUCUUGUCACCUUCUUUGAUGGCCAAUUGUGCGAAAAUGGGAUUUCGAGGGAAAUUUUUGAGCAGCAUUCGUUUUGUUGUUAAAACAAACAUCCUUUUCCUGUUUUUGUCGGCUCUUCGCUCGUCUUCUGGGUGGUUGAAUGCCCGACUAGCUGGAUUGGCGUAAUGGUGUGUAGCUGUUAGCUCGCAGACAGUUAGCUAGUGGUAGUUGCUGCUCGCUGGCCAGCGACAUGAUUCAGAGUGAAUCACAACAUCGACGAAUGCGGACACUCUAGUUAGUUCGCGGUUGAAAAGUGGCCCAUACGGUGCUUGAAGAAAGUCAAGCCAAUCGCAGCCAACAGACCAACAAGCCACAAAGCCAGUUAGUCAGCUAGUAGCAGCCAACUAAUAAUCAAGCUGUGAAACAAUUAAGUAUUAGCCAUUUGGUGGUAGUGUAUUUUGCCAAAGUGAUAGUACCAGCUGUCGCACCUUUCAUCAACGCCAGCGGCUAGCUAGCAGCUUGAGGCUUUUGUGCGUUGCAGCUUUGGAAACAACAGUGCUAAAAGUUGUUAUUCUGCUUUGGUUUCAAAUUUAGUGUUAAAGAAGCAAACAAAAAAUUAAUAAUAAUAAUAAAAAUAAUAAAUACAUAUACUUACAUAUAUGCAUACUUACUAAUAUUCAGCUAUAUUAGUAGUAAUCCAAAUGGAAAUGUAUCUUAACGCAAAAGUAACCAUUUGUCUAAUAGUUUGAAACGACAUCUACAAAGUUUUUAAAUAAUAUCUUAAUUUUAAGUUAAAAUCAUAUUUAAACAACAAAGAAAAUGAAAAAGUAGAGAAGUAAAAUUAAUAAAAAAUAAAAUAUUAUUAAUAAAAAUUUUAACAAACGCAACGUUGAAAUUUCCAACAAAUUAGUUGAAAAAAACAUCAACUGUUGAAAAAAUUUAAAAAUAAAAAAAAUUGCAAAAUAAACGAGAAAACACAUGAAAAAAUAAAUAAAAUAUUGUUGAUAGCACUGAAAAAGAAAUAAACGUAAAUAAUACGAAUGACGCGUGAAACUGUUGCUGCAGCACCAAUCGACGUACAUACAACGACAGCUGACAGCAACACAUGUGCGAGUAGAGAAGCCGCCACAGCAAUAAUUGCACCUUCGGCAGUUAGUGUGAAGUGUGCACAACCAAGUCGAGGACAUUUGUCGAAAUUUAAUUCGACAAGAGCAACAACAAAAAAUUGUUACAACUCAUACGACCGCGAUAGAACGCGCUCGACCACACUUUUGAAAUCAAUAAGGACGACGAAGCAAAGCGGCGACGAUUCAAUUGUACUGUAUUAAGUUUGCAAAGGAUUUUUGCAUUGUAUCGGUUAGCGAAUACAAAUGAAAACGUCGCUUGUGAACGCGUCCGAUUUCGACUACUCCAGUCGCCCCGUGUACGAGGGCGAACAACGGCACGUACUUCAAUACGAGCAGCGACAGCUGCGACAGGAGCAACUGCAGGCAGAACAAGACGAGCCGCAGCAGCAACAAGAACUGGCACACCAGCAACGCAAACAUCAAUCGCCGCGUACGCAUCACCAAGAACAGCAGCAGCAUCAGGGCUAUCACGACAAGCAGCUGGAUCAGCAGGAACAGGAAAAUUCUGCCGCUGCCACAUCGACAAUUGUCUACCCAUUCGCAGCGCAUAUAAAGCACUCUCCGCGUGACUUUGAGGACGCUGAGCAUCAAAAUCAACAGCGAAAGCAUCUGAACAACCGUGUGGGUACAGUCAACGCCGAAGCUGUAGUAGACAGCAGCGACGACGAUAUAAACGGUGAUAAUAAUUUGGCGCAGAGUAUAAUUUAUAUUGACGAUAGCAAUUGCGAUCAACCGCUGGAUCAGAGACAGCCACUGAGAGAGAGCAACGGCGAUAACUGUGUCAUCACCAGCAGCAGUAAUAACAACAACAACAACAACACUAAUAACAAUAAUAUUAAACUUGCCAUUAAUAACGAGACAAGCGUAGUUACAGCGACGAAGAGGCAGCAAACAUCCGCUAUACGUUAUCCCUCCUCCUCAUCCUCCUCCACGUCGAGCAAAUAUCAGCAUAAUCAACAGCAGCAGCAGCAGCAAAGACAGCCGUUGCAGCAGAAAAUAUCGAGCAAACGCAAGCGUGAGACAGAGUGCGAUUGCGGUUGCGUUGAUUCAUAUACAUCGUCCUCGUACAACAGUUCUGGCGCCGCUUCCAUUUGCUACAGCAACAGCAACGAAGCUGUCGGAGUUGGUGUUAUAAGUAGCACGACCGCAGUAGCAGCAGCAACUGCUUCAGCGCAAACGGCACCCAGCAAUUCAGAAACGCUGGCAGCGGUGGCGACAACGACGGCGACCAACAGCCUCAAGACGGCGCACACGAAAGUCGCCACGUCUGGGGGGCACGCUAACACGCAGCCCCCCAGCAAACGUUCGAGCAGCGGCGCCGACGGUGAUUACCAGCUGGUGCAACAUGAGGUUCUCUACUCGCUCUCCGCCGAGUAUGAGGUAUUGGAGUUUUUGGGACGCGGCACUUUCGGUCAGGUGGUGAAAUGCUGGAAACGUGGCACCUCAGAGAUUGUGGCUAUCAAGAUCCUAAAGAAUCAUCCUUCAUAUGCGCGUCAAGGACAGAUUGAAGUAUCGAUUCUGUCGCGUCUCAGUCAAGAAAAUGCCGACGAGUUCAACUUUGUGCGAGCUUUCGAGUGUUUCCAACACAAGAACCACACUUGUCUGGUGUUUGAAAUGCUUGAACAGAAUUUGUAUGAUUUCCUUAAACAAAAUAAGUUUUCACCGCUACCUUUGAAGUAUAUACGGCCCAUUUUGGAGCAGGUUUUAACGGCGUUGCUAAAAUUAAAGCAACUUGGUUUGAUUCAUGCUGAUUUAAAGCCGGAAAAUAUAAUGUUGGUAGAUCCAGUAAGACAACCUUAUAGGGUGAAGGUGAUUGACUUUGGCAGCGCGUCGCAUGUCAGCAAAACGGUAUGCAACACUUACUUGCAGUCUCGUUACUAUCGUGCACCCGAAAUUAUUUUGGGUUUGCCAUUUUGUGAGGCAAUCGAUAUGUGGUCGCUGGGUUGUGUGGUGGCCGAGUUGUUCCUGGGCUGGCCCCUAUAUCCGGGCUCAUCUGAAUUCGAUCAAAUAAGGUACAUAUCACAGACACAGGGUCUGCCCACGGAGCAUAUGCUGAACAGCGCUUCGAAGACAUCGAAGUUUUUCUAUCGCGACGUCGAUUCGACCUAUCCAUUUUGGCGCCUGAAGACCACCGAAGAACACGAAGCAGAGACUAAUACCAAAAGUAAGGAGGCUCGCAAAUAUAUAUUUAACUGUUUAGACGACAUCGGUCAGGUAAAUGUACCCACUGACUUGGAAGGUGGUCAGUUGUUGGCCGAGAAAACGGAUCGACGAGAGUUUAUUGAUCUGUUAAAGCGUAUGCUAACCAUUGACCAAGAGCGUCGUCUGACACCGGCUGAGGCGUUGAAUCACUCUUUUGUACGCCUCACGCACCUGGUUGACUAUGUCUAUUGUAAUAAUGUAAAAGCAUCGGUACAGAUGAUGGAAGUAUGUCGACGUGGCGAUUUCCAUACCGUACAACCAGCUUCGACUUUGGUAACCAAUUUUGUACCCAGCACUACGGAAAAUAUGACGUUUACCAUCAACAAUCAGCUGACCAGUCAAGUGCAGCGUUUGGUGCGUGAACGUCCCCUAGCCUAUGAGGGUCUUUAUCAAAUCUACGGCGGCCGCAAUGUCGGGCGUCAGUACACGCAAGGACGCGCUGAUGCUUUCCAACACCAGCUGAAUAUUUUGUGUCCGUCAUCCUAUCAAACCAUGCCCAGUCCCACCAAGCACGUGGUUGUUGGCAGCGCCACAAUGCAGCCACCAUUGCAAGUUCCUCCACAGCAGUAUGUCAAUGUGCCUGUGCCAGUGUCGAUGGUGGAACCGGCUUCCGGACAACGCAUGUUGCUAACCAAUCGUGUACAAGCCAGCGGCGUGGCUUGGCCGCAGACCGGCCGACAGAUGGCAUUGGUGCCUUCGUGGCAGCAAGCGCCAGCGCAUUCGCUAAUUGUCGAUUCGGCACCAUUUUUGAAUGUUGAGGAGAUUUAUCCUAAACACCAUUUGAAUAUACCAAGAAAUGAUCUCAAGAAGGAGUCGCCAGUGCAACAUUUAGUCACUAAGAGCAACUCGUAUCGUGUGCCCCGCCACGAUAAAAAGGAAAAUAAUCAGUUAUCGCCUGUGAAGAAGCGUGUGAAGGAGAGUUCACCGCCACACCAGCAGCGGUACAACCGUGCUUCGCAUGUUUCACCUCAGUACCAUAGUCACCACAAUUGCAACUACGGCAGCAACUACAACAGCAAUGCCGGCCCAGUUAUUACUUCGGCAUCGUCUGGUAAUAUUGUUAGCCAGAAUGGCAGCAAUGGCGGUGGUCAUCAUCAUCACAGCAGUAAUUCGGCUAAUCAACAGCAUGUGAUUAGUAGCAGCAGCAGCAAUGGUGGUGGUGGUUAUAGCAACGGCAAUCAUCACAUCAUCAACAAUUGCAGCGGCAACAAUAGUGUUAGUGGCAAUUAUCACCACCAAACACAUCACACUCAGCAGCAUCAGCCGGCUCAGCAAGCCGUGCAACAUACGCACCAGCAUCACGGUGCUAUUGUAAAGCAGCAGACUAUUACCAUACACGACACGCCAUCUCCCUCGGCUGUCAUAACGAUUUCGGAUAGUGAGGACGAAGGUAAUGAGCCACCCGCUCCAGCACCGGCCGCACCGGUAAUGAAGCAACGCGCACAUGCGCAGUCGCAAACGAACCCUGCUUUAUUGCAGCACUCGUCGUCGUCCUCGUCGUGCCGCGCCAAUGGCCACCAGCACCAGGGACAGUCGCAGCAGCAGCAGCAACCGCAACAUGUACACCAUCACCACCAUCAGACGCAUCAGCAGGUCCAGCCGCAGCCGCAGCCACCACAUCAGCAGCAGCAGUCUCAGCCGCAGCAUCAGCAUCAUACUGGCAACAUCUAUGGUGACAACGACACAGAUGAGCUGCGCCGACGGGGCAGUCAAGCACACAGCGGUGGUAACAGUCCCAGGCAGCAACAGCAGCAGCAGCAUCAUCAACACCAGCAACAACAACAACAGUCAUCAUCAUCACACCACCAUCAUCAACAGCAACAACAACAGCCGCAUCAGCAUCAACAACAACAAUCACAGCACCAACAACAGCAGCAGCAGCAACAAUACCAACAGCCUGCACAGCCGCAACAACAACAACAACAACAGCCUAAUAUUAAAUACGAACCGGGGCAAUCGCAAAAGAAGCGCAUAUUGGCCAUGGCCCAGAAUGAGUGCUACAACAAUGGUGGCAACAACGGAGUUGGCUGCAGCGGCAGUUUAGGCAACCAAACCGCUAGUUUGCCACAUUUGCCAACAAAGCAAGAGCCAGCCGAAUUCUACGAGUAUCCGCCACAGCAGGCCACAUCAGUUGUUGUGGACAACAAGCGUUCUUCGUGGGCAGCCGCAGCCACACAGGCUCCACCGGCUCCACCGGCUCACCACAAACGUGAGGUCACCUCGACAGCCUCCUCCGCCUCAGCCUAUGUGCAACAUACACCCUCAACGGGUGCAGCUGCACCUCCCUUGGCACAUUCGAAGAGCUCGUCUUCGGCAGUCGGCGGUGCAGUGGCUGUUGGUGCGGUAUCCGGCGCCGCUGCAGGCCCACCAUCAUGGGGUGCACCACAAGUAUACCAUCGUCAGCAGCAAACUCACACCGCUGUACAGGUGGUAGCACCAUCGGCACAGCAGCAACAACAGCAACAGCCGCAACAUCACCAGCAUCAAGCGAAUACACCAAUCGGUGGCUCGCCCGCCGCGGCUACUGCUGUGAUGCUGCAGCCCGAUAUAUAUGCACAGGGUGACAUGUAUCGACGCCCAACAGUGUUUGUGUCGCAGGCGACCCCCACAUAUGCAUACAAUCGUGCCGCAGUCGCACCACCCCCUGCACACAACAGCUCCAGUCGCCAGGUAAUACCAUCGCAUCCACUUCCCGCCCAUAUACAUUUCCCCACACAGUACAGCCAAUUUGGUCCGCUAAGUCCAGCACAAGUUGCCGCCAGCAAGCAUGCGCAUUAUGCACCGACAAACAUAUGGUACGGUGGAGAAUAAACUGGUUUAAAACACUCGAAUCGUUUCUAACUGAUUGUGUUGGCAGCAGCGACGGAUUUUCGAAAACCAAAUGCGAUACAAAGCACCAGAAAUACAACUACAACAAUAAUAACAAUAACAAUUUAGGCGACUUGCAGAAACAUUUGCAAACAAGCAGCCAACUGCAACAAAUACAAAAUGAACAACAAAAACAACAAAAUUUGAAAUUUGAAGCGUCCACACGACACGCGUUGAAUGUGGAAAGUGUAGCGUCUGUUGAAGCAACCAACACAACAAUUGAGGAUAAUCAAAAUUUGUCUUUUACUCGCUGGUGGUUCAUGCUGAUGCAACAAACCAUCAAUUACAAUUACAACAACAUAUUGCAACGACCAAACGCUGCAGCAACAACAACCACGCUACCAGCAGCAUUUCUAGAUGAGCUCCUGGGAAAUGUGGCGAAUAUCUUUUCAAGUGAAUAAGUGCGCCAUAAUUAUUAUGGUUACACAUUACAAAUACACCAAAUCAAGCGUGUAAAUAUGGAAUUGUAUUCCACUAACUGUAUAUAAAUAGUAUGUAGAAAUGAAAAGUUGAUCAAACAAAAACUUACUGAAAUGUUGCCGUUGAAUGGACUAUUCACAUGCAUAUGGAGUAUGAGACUCCCUGAUGAACUACAUGAUAUCUGUAUAAUUAGACAGUUACUUUAACUUAUUAACACACAUACACACACACACACACUUAUAGCCACAAUAAACAUGAGAAUAGUUGUUUUAGACGUGCAAAUGUAUAGAAAAAGUUUUACAACAUAGUUUUUUUGUACACAGUCGAUAAAAUAUUCAAUAUUUCAUUGAGCGAGAAUAUAUAGCUCAUAGUUGAAAACAAGGAACAAGUUUCCUCACACAUAAAUUCACAAAAGCAUAUAAUGAUUUUUAGGUUAGAAAACUAUAAAAACACGUAUACCACUUUCACAUUUAUUAUUACUUUGGAAAAUACGUCAACAUACAUAAAUACAUAGAUAUAUAAAUGGCUACAAAUUAACAAUACAAAUUACUUAUUGCUCUUAACUGCAAACUAUUAUUAUAUAAUAUGCAUUAAUACCUAUUGAUAUUUCGUUUAUUACAUAAGUUUACAACGGCAUAAUUUUGUAAGAGGAAAACCAAAAUAAGUGAUUAAUGUAACAAUGUACUUUAAAGAAGAAGAAGAAAACGCAUGAAAAAUAUGCAAAACUAAAAUAUGUAUGUGUAAGAAACACGCAGUUGAAACUUACCCCUGCAUAUAAUUAACUAAACUAACUAAAUUAGUUAUUAGAAACAAAAAAAUUUGAUGCUUUAUGUAUUAGACCACACACAGCAGAUACAUAUAUCCUAAACGGAAAAGGGUAUUAGAAAAAAUCAUUUCUAAAACAAUAUAAAAUAAUAGCUGGACAUAUUAAUUUAGUAAAAAGUUUAGUAAUUGUGCGAAACUAUAUUUAAGCAUUCGUAAUGAAGAUUAUUUCGAUAACUCAACUCAAAACAUAACUUAAAGUAUGUGCGCAGGAUUGUAGAAAUAUUAAAGAACGCGUAAAAUUUUCGUAAUUUGAAAAUACAAACAUUAGAAAUAGUUUUAGUAAACAAUAUUUUUUUUAUUCACUUAAACAAAUUUGUGCUGAUUAAACUUGUAUAUUUUCUAUUUCGCGCAAACAGAUUUCUUAUUUUUUUUUUUAAUUUUGGCAAUUGUUAAAUAAACAUUGCGUAAAUUUUUGUUCUCAAUUAAUUAAAGUUAAAUUGAAUAUGGUUUAAAUAAAAAUUAAUAUUCUUUGCAUAAAAAGUUAAUAUAUAAACAAAUAUUAUUUUUUCACUUUGACAUAACGGUCUCAGCUAUACAAAUUAAACAGUUUGCUUAAUGCAUUAUUAAAAUUAUAUAUAUUCUAAUUUCACAUUGAAUUUUGUUUAUUUUAACAUACAAUUUUAUAACUAAUCUAAAUGCAACACUUGUGGCGUGUAGCAUUACAAAUAUAAUUUUAAUUUAGAAACGGUACUUUACAAGUGCUAAAACUUUAAUUUUUACCAUUAGCUUGAACGUACAUACGAGUAUGUACCAUGGUGCAGUCUCAUUAAUUUCAAAUCAAAAUAUAAAUAAACCCUCACUAAUUGUGGUAUUAAAUAAUUAUUUUUAUCACAAAAUAAUAAACAAAUAAUUUAAGCAAAAUUUUUGAUAAAUAAUAUUAAUUUUUUAACAAGUUUAAUCAACAUAUUUUAACAUUUGCUUUACAAUAUAACAAAAAUAAAAAAGUAAAUGCUUUACAAAUAUGAAUUAAAUGAGCAAAUUUGAAAAGCACUUGCUCAACUCUAACUUUACUUUUUUAAUGUUUUUUUAAUAACCUGCAAAUAUAUAUUUUGUUUUAAAUACUUUCUAAGCUGAAAAUUUAGUUUACAAAUUAAUGCAAAAUAUUAAUUUUUUUUAAAUUAAUGCAGUUUAUAUCAAUUACAAUUGGCCAAACAAUUAAAUUAUUUUUUGAACUACUCGAAAUAGAAACUAUACAUUAAAAAUGAUAUUGAAAGUACAAAAACAGUCAAGCUUAUUGCUUUUUGUAAAAGACAUUAAUUCAUUAAAAAACAACAACAAGGAGUUGCUUCAAUGCGUAAUAAUAGAGGAAAAAUAAUUUAGAAUAAAUAGUUUACUACUUUGUAUUAACACUACAGCGCUUUAUCAAAUAUUUUUUUUUCCAUUUUGUUGUCGUAAAAUUACCCAAACAAUUUAGUAUGUACACCUGAGGUUGUAAAAUUGUUAGCAAAAUAUGAAACGAAACAAAAUGAUAAUAAAUGUGUUAUGUUUAUGUAAUAAUAAAUACGUACAUACAUGAGAAUAAACGCACUUCAACUCUUUGCUUGCUUACAGCGAUAUAUAAAUAUUUUUUUGUUGUUGUAAUAUAAAAUUAAGUAGUGCGUUGUUGCGCGCAAGUGAUAUUAUAAGCUUGUGCUUGUAUGUGCACAAUAGCAAAUACGAUUAUGUAACCAUAUAUAUGUCACCUUAGUUGACACUUAUGUUUCUAUAUCUUCAUGUAUAUAUAUGUCAAUUAUGAAUUUGCUUUAUUUUAGUUGUAAGCAUUAUAUUUAUAUUUACACACAUAACGGUUUUAGGCGCACCUGUCGCUUGAUUUUUACAUAAUCAAUUAUAAAAUGUGGACUUCUUGCCUACACAAAUACAUAUACACAAUGAAAUCUUUAUGGACAAGCGUUUUGCUACGAAUGCGCUAUUUGGUUUAGUCUUGGAAUUAUUUACUUUAUUUACUUGUAAGUGUUUGCUAUGAGUUCGCUUCGAUUCGUCGAGCCCUUAACUUGCUAUUUACGCAAAGAUACGUAAACAAUUGUACGAAGUUCUAUAUUAUAUUAAUAACACUAAUCUAUAUUAAAUACCAUACGCGUUUACUUAUGAAACAUGCAUAUUUAGUUUUAGUUUGUAUAUUCAAAAGUCAAAGUCUUUGCUGCUCCCGUAGUCCUAGACCUUCAUUUGUGUUAAAUGUUAUGUGUAUGCAUAACAUAGCAUAGCUUUAUAUAAGUGUAUGUCGUAGUAGUAUGCUAAUUUCUGCUUACAAGUUUGCUAAAUUCACGUGUUGGCUGGAAGGCGAAUUUAUUUUUUGUGUUUAAGUCAGUUUUGGGUUGGUUGCUAACCGGCGUUUGGAGUUUAAAUAAAUGGUUUUUAAAAUAAGAAGUACUCAAAAAGAAAGUUGAGAUAAAAAGUUUUGUUUUAAGGCUCUACAUAAAGCGCUAAAAUGCUAUUAGAAUAUAUAUGUGUAUGUAUACAAACAAUUUAUUAUAUCUAUUCUUAAAAUGAUGCAUGAAUAACACCAAAACUUUGUAAUACAACAUACAACAAAGAGAGUAAUUUUUAAUUUUACUUAUAUAUACUUUUGGUGAAUCAUUAAUUUCUGUAAUUGCAAACGGCCUAUAAAAAUUCAACAACAACAAAAAAACACCAAGACAUACAUCCUGUUUUGUACUAACGCUUUUUACAUAUGUGUAUAUAAAUAUUGUAAUUAGUAACUUAUAAUCAAUGAACUAUUUAAUUGUUUAAACUUCAUGUUUUUUCUUUAACACAGACACAUAAUCAAUAUUCUCUUUUUACUGGCAAAUUCGCAAUUAAAGUAAAAUUAAGUAAAUUUCUUACUAAUACUAGUGUUUUAUGAGACACGGAUGUUGGAACAAAGGCAAAACAAAUAAAGUUAAACAAGCAAAUAGUGUGCAACGUAAUUUUGAUGAAAAUAGCACGAAAAAUGAACGAAGCAGAAAUAUAAAUAGAAAAUGCAAGUAGGCAUACACAAAGAUGUGAAACUAAGUUAUAAUAAAAAAUACAACAAUAAUAAGAAAGUAACUAGACAUUUAGCUUAUAAUUAUUGUGAUGUAGUUAUUAAAUGGUUAUACACAUACAAACAAACAUAUAAACAUAUAUGGUGGUAAAUACAAAUUACGUUAAAGAUACUUACAAAUACAAACAAAUUAACAUUAAUAAUAUGUAUAAGCAACAACAAACUAAUAUAUAGGCAUACAUAUAUACAUACUUAUAUAUAUAUAUAAACAAACAAACAACUUUAUAUACAUUUUUAUUGAAAUAAAUUUAGUGUUAGUGCAACUCUUAUAUACAAAACAAAACACAAGCGGGAAGCGAAAAAAUAUUUAUACCUAACCAAUAUAAUAAAUACCAAUUAAGCAUAAAUAAAAUACUUACAACUCACCACUUUAUGAGAAUUACAACUCUGCAGAAAUAUAAAAUGCAUAUGCAAAACUAAUAGUUUAACGUUUGUAUUCUACUAAACUUAUUUGUUUCUACUAAAUGUAGUAAAUAAUUAAAUGCACUUGACUGUGGACAGCACAAAUGUGGUAGGGAGAGUUUGGUUUCGGAAAAUAUUUUUUAACACGAUCCUCAUUUUUUAAUUGAGAGGCACUGUGUAAAUGUUCGUUGUUUGCUCAGCUUUCAUUUCACCUUGCAUUCGCACUAGGGUUUGAUUGAACCACAAAUUCAAAAACUUGUGAUGGAUCUUGAGCCAACUACAAUAACAUGCUUGUAGAAAAAUUUUUUGGUUGGAAGACUUGGAAAAUUUGAAGUCCUUUAUUUGAUGUGAAUAACAUUUUUAUAGCAUCUUUAGAUAUUUAGUUAUAGACCAUAGUCAGUCAGGACACUGAUGUUUUGCGAGAGCCUUUCUUUUAAAUUUAUAUAAAGAAACAGUAGCUUUUAGCAUAUUUGCUGUCCAGAGUUAAGUGCAACUAAUAACUAAUCUUAAUCUAAAUUAAUGUCUGUGUAAAAUAUGGACUUAUAAGCGAGAAAACAUAAAAUAACACUAAAACGCAAAAGGAAUAGGGAAUCAUUACAAAUGUAACUAAAAUUUGAAUUUACUUGUAGCUAUAAUUGAAACGUAGAGUUAUGCAAACAUUAAUGCAAAAAGUGGAAAACAAAUAAUUAAUAAUCAAAUAAAUUUUAUGUAAUUAAAUGUGUUGUGAAUGAACUUGAAUUAAGAUGUUGCGACGCUUGCGUUGAUACAUUUGUGUAAUUAAACGCACCGCAGGCAGUUGGCGGGCUGUCAUUUCCACUAAAUAUUACACGAUUAAAUAUUAAAGCAACAAAAAAGAAUCUUAAAAGCUGUUUAAAGUAGCAUAACGUAACGUGUAAUGGCACAUAAAUGCGUUUAUAAGUAUAUUUCAAGAUUACAAAACACGCUGAGUGGAUUUAGUUGUACACACAUUUUAGAUGUUUAGCGGCAAAUAACGUUUUCAAACAGUUUCUACGAUUCAAAAUAGCAGAUUUGUAAAGUUUUCAAUUUCAAUAACGCCUCAAUGCGUACGGGCAGUGAAUUGCGGCAGACGUAGACGCCAAAAAUAACAAAAUUCUGCUACUAAAAAUAAAAAAUAAAAUAAAUAAAAAACUAAGUAGUUUAAGUAAAUAAAAAAAGAAGUGAAUUUCUGCUUUAUAAUAUGUAAUAAAUGUUUUUUACGAAUUCUAGUUAAUUAAGGCAAACAUAGAACUAUAUUACAUAACAUAAAUUAAACAAAUUAAACGCAAUCUUAAAGAUUUUUAACAACUUUUGUGUGGAAAAAUAAAAAAAAAAAAACAAAAUGCAAUUUAAUUUACCCGAGAAGUUUUAAGGCGAUAAAACCACA
Zeugodacus cucurbitae (melon fly) is the source of this 13249-nucleotide messenger RNA. RefSeq names its product homeodomain-interacting protein kinase 2 (gene Hipk). The record is from RefSeq and is a predicted model, not a curated record. Gene Ontology annotation, molecular function: ATP binding; protein serine/threonine kinase activity; protein tyrosine kinase activity. Lineage: Eukaryota; Metazoa; Arthropoda; Insecta; Diptera; Tephritidae. Bases 2373 to 7142 code for a protein of 1589 amino acids. The transcript has 14 exons. Gene Ontology annotation, biological process: peptidyl-threonine phosphorylation; peptidyl-serine phosphorylation. Gene Ontology annotation, cellular component: cytoplasm; nucleus.